Messenger RNA from Scophthalmus maximus (turbot), 1718 nucleotides. RefSeq names its product transmembrane protein 51a (gene tmem51a). The transcript is spliced from 4 exons. The record is from RefSeq and is a predicted model, not a curated record. Lineage: Eukaryota; Metazoa; Chordata; Actinopteri; Pleuronectiformes; Scophthalmidae. The coding region runs from base 252 to 1175 and encodes 307 amino acids.
CCUCCUCCCCCUCCUCCAGGGCCCGUCCUUCUCAGAGAGGAAACUAAAGUUCCCAUCUUCGGACGCGAUUUGACGCGGAAUCAUGCCACGGAUGCUCCUGUCGUCGUAGAGUCCGGACGGCGUCGACUCGAGAAGAAGAAGAAGAAGAAGAAGAGGAAGAGGAAGAGGAGGACGUGGAGACGUUCGGUUUGUCCAACGAUGCAGAGGAUGGGCUCGCACGCUCGUCAUGAACAAGUCUCUGGGCACCUUGGAUGUUUGGUGAUGCCUUCAUACAGCGGAUCGACGGUUAUUCCCUAACAGGAGAGCUCGCAGUUGCUGACCUCACUGCAGCUGGUCUGACUGAAGUUGAGGGACUUUGCGGGAUGCGUUCCAGUGCCGAUGCACCACAGAGCCCCCUGGGCAGAGGAGGAGCUGGCAGCAGCAACCAAAACAGCGGGAACUCAGGCUCCCAGUAUGCGCUGUGUGCUCUGGGGGUUGGGCUCAUCGCCCUCGGCAUAGUGAUGAUCGUGUGGAGCGUCGUACCCGCCGACGCAGCCGGCAAUAGCAGUUCGGGAGCAAAUAGUAACACCGGGAGCAGGAAAAACAAAGCGUCCUCUGUUGCCUUUGUCCUGGUGGGUUCUGGGGUGGCCAUGCUGCUGCUGUCCCUGUGUGUGGGAAUGAGGAACAAACAGCGGGAGCAGCAGAGUCUGCGGGACGCCCAGAACAACGGAGGGGUGGCAGAUAUCGAGCAAGAGCGCAGAGAAACUGCUGAGGAACAAGCCCAGAGGUAUGCUGUACCCACCUAUGAAGAGGCAGUAGGCAGUGACCAGUACCCCGUUCGUCAGAGCAACCAUCGCCCCAGCUCCUCCCAUCUACCGUCCUACGAUGACCUGGUCGAAGUCGAUGGAGUACAGUCCUUUUGUGAGGGGUCAGAGGUCACAAAUAGCGACCCACAACCACCUGCCCCGGUUUCCAGCGCUCCCUCUGCUGCUGCCUCCGCGUCAACUCGUAGACCCGGGAAAAAUAACCGCAAGCUCCUGCCCAUCAAGAUCCGCCGGAUUAAAUCAGAGAAGCUGCACAUGAAAAACAUUGAUAACGCUCAGCCAGCAGUUGGGAUCAGUAUAGAGCCCCUUACUCCGCCGCCGCAGUAUGAAGAUAAAGUGCCUCCACUGAAAGAUCAAGUGGAUCGCGUUUAAAACAAUCUACUGAAAUUCCUGGAAUCUGCCACGAUCAACUAUCUGGAUCCGCCUUGUAAAGCCAAGUCUUGAAAACGGCUCUUAUUGCAGAACAAUCUCAGCGGCACUUUUUUUAUGAAUCACGAAUGCCAGAUCACAUGCCACAAUAUGUUUAUUUUAAAAAAAACAAAAAACUCUGGAACUCACUGGAUCUCUGAAAGGGAUACAGACAAAUAGUGACGGAUGGAUCCUUUUCUUGGCGCGUUGGAUUCAAAGCGCCUGCCAAAUGCAGUUUUUCUUCAUAUCAAAGUAGUUUUCUGUUUAAUUUCUUCAAUACCCGACCUCCACUGUGCACUCUCAAGUGGACGGCGAAAGCGAUCAGUGAGGAUUUGUGCGCACACGUGAUUGGAUAUGUGCAAAGCUGGUGAAGUACAGUAGCUGCACUGCGGGUUAGGCAGUGUCAAACCUUUGUAUUCGUGCAGCUGGCUUGACCUGAUGUGGAAUGCUGCACAGAAAUUCACUGUCUCAUUGCCAACAAUAUUUGUACAACACAGUACAAUACUG